UUUUAAAUAUGAAUAUUAAAUGUACAAUCUUAUGAAACCCAAUUUUUUUAUUUUGAAAACUAAUAAAUAAACCAAUUACGGUGAUUUUUCGUGUUCGACGCCUUUGAUUAACAUAUGCACCACAUGAAGGUUUAAACAUGUUUAAACAUGAUUGUCAAUUGAUAUAGUAAAGCGAUAGGACAUCUUACAAAAAGGUUUGAAUUUGUUGUCAACUGAGAUUGAUUCUACUGAAUUUUCGAUUUUAACCUAAAUUAGUACCUAUAUGAAAUGUAGAAAUAAAUAUUACCAUACCUCAAUAUCUGGAGAAGUUAAGAUGAAAAAUGUUUAAAGUUUAUCUCAAGAAGAGCUUACAACAAUUCAAACCCUGUUUUCAUAAUUUUUAUCGCUUCACUAUAGAUCAAUAGAUUGGUACUUUGGAUUGAUAACACUUCUACACGUUUCUAUAUUGAGCUUGUGUUGAAUGAAGGCGGAAGAUCACCACUUUCGAUCCCCUUUAAUGGCUUGUAUAUUAUAUUAAAACACUUUUUAAACUACAUUUUCUAUUUUAUUAAAGUAUUUUAAAUUAAAAACAACGUUUAUACACACUGUCAUUAAAUAUUAGUCUCAAAACAAAAUGACAUACAUUUUAUAAAAUAUUCUAGGAUCCUUGCGAAACUAUAAUGAGUCAUACUGACAAUAGUAAGUGUAGGUAAAUUUAAUGAUAUUAAAAUAAUAAAUAACUAUUUAUUUAAUGAUUAAACUUUGUAUAAUUGUCGUAUUAAUCGAAGAUUGUAUUUAUAAAAAUAAAAGUGUUUUCUAGGGAAAAAUCAUUAUGAACUAAUUACCGAUGAACACUUAUUCGAUAAGUGUCUUGUAGCUGGUGCUUAUAGUAUCACUUGCAUACUGCUGCAGAUACAUACGAAAUGCCUAUUACCAUUCAAUAAGUAUAGAUGUCAUUGUUACGUAUUACUUAAAGAAAUAUAGAUAUAGAAAUUGGCUACAAAAAGUAUUUGUAUACAAAUAUAUUUAAAUAUUUUUUAAAUAUGGAAGUUUUUUUAGUUUUGGUUAAAUAAACAAUACAUAUAGGGUAUCCGAGUAUUCCGGUGCAUCUCAAAUAGCUCCCACCGAAAAGGGUUUCACAAAACAGAUAAAAUCAUAUUUUAGUGAAGAUUAACAAACAAAUCAAGAAAAAUGUCCAAGAAGGGUGUGUACAGGCAAAUAUAUGUCACCAUAGUCGCGACCAUGUCGAUAUUCAUCAGCGGCAUGUGGCUAGGGUGGCCAAGUUCGGUGGUGGAGAAGUUCGUCAAGCACGAGACGGACUUCAACGCGACCAUGGACGAGUUGUCAUGGAUCGUGGCCACGAUGGACCUGGGCAACGUGAUCAGCCCGCUAGUGGCCGGUCACCUGAUGGAUUUUAUGGGCCGGAAGCCCAGCACCGUGGUGCUAGGGCCGCUGUUCAUCGUCUCGUGGGCGCUCACGCUGUUCAUACCCACCACCUGGGCGCUGUACACCGCCCGUCUGCUGGCCGGCAUGGGCAAGGGCAUGUCGUACACGGUAGUGCCCGUGUACCUGGGUGAGAUAGCGUCGCCUGCCAUACGGGGGGCCUUGGGAAGCGUGUUCUGCCUUCAGCUGCACUUCGGCUUCUUGAUGGAGGCCAUAAUCGGACCGCUGGUGUCGUACCGCACGCUGAACACCAUCUCCGCCGUCGUGCCUUUCUUGUUUUUGGUCGCCGCCAUCUGGAUGCCCGAAUCUCCAUACUAUCUGUUGAAGCGCGGCCGCCGGCCUCAGGCGGCCGUAAGCUUGCAGUGGUUCCGGGGUGGCGGUGACGUGGUCAACGAACUGGAUCGGAUGGAGGUGAACGUACGCAAGGAGAUGGAGAACCGGUCCACGUUCCGUGAGCUGUUUGCCAGCCGGAAGGACAUGCGGGCGCUGGCCAUCGUGGUGGCCGCGUGUGCCACGCAGCGAGCGGGUGGCAUCAGCUGCAUAAUGGCGUACUCGGCGCUCAUACUGCCGGAUAACGGGCCGCUGUUGAACAAACACGAGUCGGUCAUGCUGUUCGCCGUCACGUUGGCCGUAGUCAACUUGGUGGCCGUCGCGCUGGUGGACAGGAUAGGCCGGAAGCCACUCCUACUCUUCUCCGAGGGGGGCUUGGCCGUGACGACGCUAUGGUUCGCCGUGUUCUUUUACUUUUCCCAGGGCGACGGCGGGGAAUGGGUCAGUCGGGAGCUCGCUUGGCUCCCGUACCUCUGCCACUUUUCGUUCGCCGUCAUGUUCGCGGUCGGCGUGGGGUUCGUGCCCGUCGUGUUCCUCGGCGAGUUGUUCCCGGUCAACAUCCGGUCUCACUGUUCGGCCAUCGCCUCCAUCACGCUGGCAUUCUGCUCGUUUGUCACCAACAAGAUGUUCCUGUUCGUGUCCAACCGCUACGGGUUCUACGCCAUGUUUUCGCUGUUCACCGUCGUCAAUGUUGCCGGCACGUUAUUCACUUACAAGUACGCCAUCGAGACAAAGGGCAAGACGUUACAGGAGAUCCAAGAGCAGCUGCAGGAUAUCGUUGGACCCCGUCGAGAGAAGACCGAUCAAAACAAUAGUUAAAUUGUAGGUACUAAAUAACAAUUUGACCUAAUAAAUC
Myzus persicae (green peach aphid) is the source of this 2608-nucleotide messenger RNA. RefSeq names its product facilitated trehalose transporter Tret1-like. Gene Ontology annotation, molecular function: transmembrane transporter activity. The coding region runs from base 1171 to 2571 and encodes 466 amino acids. The transcript has 3 exons. NCBI's taxonomy places the organism in Eukaryota, Metazoa, Arthropoda, Insecta, Hemiptera, Aphididae. The record is from RefSeq and is a predicted model, not a curated record. Gene Ontology annotation, cellular component: membrane. Gene Ontology annotation, biological process: transmembrane transport.